This is a messenger RNA of Aspergillus tanneri, 1059 nucleotides long. RefSeq names its product glycoside hydrolase family 18 protein. Gene Ontology annotation, molecular function: chitinase activity; chitin binding. The record is from RefSeq and is a predicted model, not a curated record. The transcript has 6 exons. Gene Ontology annotation, biological process: carbohydrate metabolic process; chitin catabolic process. The coding region runs from base 1 to 1059 and encodes 352 amino acids. Gene Ontology annotation, cellular component: extracellular region. NCBI's taxonomy places the organism in Eukaryota, Fungi, Ascomycota, Eurotiomycetes, Eurotiales, Aspergillaceae.
AUGGCAGCCACUAAGCGUGUGGUGGGGUACUAUGCUGACUGGACUGUUUACCGGAAUUUCACCCCUACAGAUCUGGAUGCAGGGCUAUUCACACACAUUAACUACGCCUUCGCGGAUAUUAAUCCCAACGGAACAGUCUACCUCUUUGAUCCUUGGGCCGCCACCCAGAUGAAGUUUCCGGGUGACCUAAAAUCGGAAUCAGGCGACAAUAUCUACGGCUGUGUGAAGCAGCUAUUCCUUGUCAAGAAAAAGUACCGGAAUCUAAAGCUAAUGCUGUCUAUCGGUGGGUAUUCCCUGUCGGGAAACUUUACUACUCCAACUAGCACGAGACAGGGAAGAAAGGAGUUUGCCGCCUCCGCGGUGAAACUGGUGCAGGAUCUAGGGUUUGAUGGCAUCGAUAUUGAUUGGGAGUAUCCGACGGAGAAUACGCAGCCCGAUGACAUGGUGCAGCUCCUCGCGGAGACCCGGUCGGCUCUGGACACUUACAGUAAGAAGCACGCUCAAAACAAGCACUUCGAGCUGACUGUUGCCUCCCCAGCAGGUCCCUCCCGCUACGCGAAAAUGAAAUUGCACGAGAUGGACCCGUACCUUGACUUCUGGAACCUCAUGGCAUACGACUAUUCAGGCUCAUGGGAUCAAAUUGCUCGGCAUCAGGCCAAUAUCUACCCCUCCAUUUGCGAUCCCAAUGCCACCCAGUACGACACUGACAGCGCCAUUAAUGGCCAGACCGACGCCGUCCCCUACAAGGAUCUGCCUGUCAGUGGAAACAAUGUCUACAAUCUUCAGCAGCCGGUGGCUAGUUACCUGUACAAUAUCACGAGUGGCUCCUUGUUCAGUUAUGACACCCCAGAAAUUAUCAGCAUGAAAGCCCGGUACAUCAUGCAGGAGAGACUCGGCGGCGCCAUGUUCUGGGAAGCAAGUGGUGACCGAAAGGGUCCCGGCAGUUUGGUGCGCAAUACAGUGAACGGUUUUGGUGGUAUAAGUAGCCUGGUCCAAAGUGAAAAUAUGCUUAACUACCCUGCCUCUAAGUAUAACAAUGUCAAACAGCAGUUCCGGUAG